AUGCGCACAAGCAGGUGCUGUAUCUUUCUUGAGAUCCUGAUCGCCAUUCUGCUUCCCCCUCUCGGGGUUUUCCUCCGCCACGGCUGCUGCACGGUGAGUCCGCUGCUUCACGGCGAUCUUCGUUUUCUCCCCUUUCUUGGCCCCAAUCUGAUGCGUCCCUCUCCGCGAGUUCUUCCCCUUUUAUGCAGUUGGAGUUUUGCAUCAGCUUGCUGCUGACUUUCCUGGGAUACGUUCCGGGAAUCAUCUAUGCGGUGUAUGUGAUCGUCGCCGUCGAUCCGGAGCCGCCCUAUUGCCCGGAGCCUGAUUACUGGCGGCCCAUCAAUGCAUAG
Molecule: messenger RNA, 329 nt
Organism: Spirodela intermedia
Lineage: Eukaryota; Viridiplantae; Streptophyta; Magnoliopsida; Alismatales; Araceae
Source: the annotation of a GenBank genome assembly